AAUUGCACGAAUCGAAGGCGGUAAAACGAAUCAAACGAGAGCAGCGCAAAACAAGCCAAAUCGGAAAACAGUAUGAAAAUGGUGUUGUCGCAGCGGCAGCGCGAGGAGCUUAACCAAGCGAUUGCCGAUUACCUGGGCUCAAAUGGCUACGCCGACUCAUUGGAGACCUUCCGCAAGGAGGCCGAUCUCAGCACAGAAGCGGAAAAGAAGUUUGGUGGACUGCUGGAGAAGAAGUGGACGUCCGUCAUCCGGCUGCAGAAGAAAGUGAUGGAACUAGAGGCUAAGCUCACCGAAGCUGAGAAGGAGGUAAUCGAGGGUGCGCCCACAAAGAACAAACGGACGCCCGGCGAGUGGAUACCGAGGCCACCAGAGAAGUUCUCCCUGACCGGUCAUCGGGCCAGCAUAACGAGGGUUAUAUUUCAUCCCAUUUUUGGUCUAAUGGUUUCCGCUUCCGAAGAUGCCACCAUCAAGAUUUGGGACUUUGAAACUGGCGAGUACGAGCGCAGUCUAAAGGGACACACAGACUCGGUGCAGGAUGUGGCAUUCGAUGCCCAGGGCAAGCUUUUGGCUUCCUGCAGCGCGGACUUGUCCAUCAAAUUGUGGGAUUUCCAGCAGAGCUACGAGUGUGUCAAAACCAUGCAUGGUCACGAUCACAAUGUCUCGUCGGUGGCCUUUGUGCCCGCCGGAGACUACGUACUGUCCGCAUCGCGAGACCGCACCAUCAAAAUGUGGGAGGUGGCCACAGGCUACUGUGUGAAAACCUACACAGGCCACAGAGAGUGGGUGCGAAUGGUGCGAGUGCACAUCGAAGGCAGCAUCUUUGCCACAUGCUCAAAUGAUCAGACAAUACGUGUUUGGUUGACGAAUUCAAAAGACUGCAAGGUUGAAUUACGCGAUCAUGAGCAUACCGUGGAGUGCAUUGCCUGGGCGCCGGAAGCCGCAGCCUCGGCGAUAAACGAGGCAGCCGGAGCGGACAACAAGAAGGGCCACCACCAGGGCCCGUUCCUGGCCUCCGGCUCUCGCGACAAAACCAUUCGCAUUUGGGACGUGAGCGUCGGCCUCUGCCUGCUCACGCUGAGUGGCCAUGACAACUGGGUGCGUGGCCUGGCAUUCCAUCCGGGCGGCAAGUACCUGGUGUCGGCCAGCGAUGACAAGACCAUCCGGGUCUGGGACUUGCGCAACAAGCGAUGCAUGAAGACGCUAUACGCGCAUCAGCAUUUCUGCACCUCCAUAGAUUUUCACAAAGCGCAUCCGUACGUUAUUAGCGGUAGCGUAGAUCAAACAGUUAAGGUCUGGGAAUGCCGUUAAAAUAAAGGAAAACUCGGCAAGGGUUCUGCUUACUUCUCAAUUUAAACAUAAAUAAAGUUAAUAUAUUAAAUCACAUACCCACACACUCGAGCAGUCUCAGCAACCUCCGCGGAAGUUUAUUUUCCAGACGCUUUCUGUGUCAGCGUCCGACAGCAAAAUGAACAUAAUUGUAUUUUAAAACUGAAUGAAACUGGCGAAAACGAAUUAUUUAUUUAAUUGUACAACCCUCUAACUAAACUAACUACCUACCUACUAUAUACAAAGUACAUAUACAUUAAUGCCUAAAAAAUAUACCUACCUACGAUUAUCGUUUAAAGUUAAA
Messenger RNA from Drosophila takahashii, 1630 nucleotides. It is a transcript of the gene Lis-1, whose product is annotated as LisH and WD40 domain-containing Lis-1. Gene Ontology annotation, cellular component: cytoplasmic microtubule; neuron projection; kinetochore. Gene Ontology annotation, biological process: germ cell development; nuclear migration; brain morphogenesis. The record is from RefSeq and is a predicted model, not a curated record. Gene Ontology annotation, molecular function: dynein complex binding; microtubule plus-end binding. NCBI's taxonomy places the organism in Eukaryota, Metazoa, Arthropoda, Insecta, Diptera, Drosophilidae.